Molecule: messenger RNA, 1006 nt
Organism: Pipistrellus nathusii (Nathusius's pipistrelle)
Lineage: Eukaryota; Metazoa; Chordata; Mammalia; Chiroptera; Vespertilionidae
Source: the annotation of a GenBank genome assembly
AUGGAGUUCCCUGGCCUGGGGGCCCUGGGGACCUCUGAGUCCCUGCCCCAGUUUGUGGACCCUGCCCUAGUGUCCUCACUACCAGAGUCGGGGGCCUUCUUCCCCUCGGGGCCUGAAGGCUUGGAUGCAGCAGCUUCCUCCACUGCCCAGAACACCGCCUCGGCUGCAGCUGCUGCACUGGCCUACUACAGGGAUGCUGAGGCCUACAGACACUCCCCAGUCUUCCAGGUGUACCCACUGCUCAAUUGUAUGGAGGGGAUCCCAGGGGGCCCACCAUAUACCAGCUGGGCCUAUGGCAAGACGGGGCUCUACCCUCCCUCCACUGUGUGCCCCACCCGCGAGGACUCCCCACCUCAGGCCUCAGAAGAUCCGGAUGGAAAAGGCAGUUUCCUAGAAACGUUAAAGACAGAGCGACUGAGUCCGGACCUGUUGACACUGGGACCUGCAGUGCCUUCCUCCAUCCCUGUCCCCAGCAGUGCCUAUGGGGGCCCUGACUUUCCCAAUAACUUCUUCUCUCCCACCGGAAGCCCCCUCAAUCCAGCAGCCUAUUCCUCCCCCAAGCUCCGUGGAGCCCUGCCCCUGGCCACCUGUGAGGCCAGAGAGUGUGUGAACUGCGGAGCGACAGCCACUCCGCUGUGGCGGCGAGACAGGACAGGCCACUACCUGUGCAAUGCCUGUGGCCUCUAUCACAAGAUGAAUGGGCAAAACAGGCCCCUCAUCCGGCCCAAAAAGCGCCUGAUCGUCAGCAAGCGGGCAGGUACCCAGUGCACCAACUGCCAGACAACCACCACGACACUGUGGCGGAGGAAUGCCAGUGGGGACCCUGUGUGCAAUGCCUGCGGACUCUAUUACAAAUUACACCAGCAGCGCUGUGGAGGCGCCAUUCAGCCCUUGAGGACACAGAGCAUGUCCCCAGAGCAGGGCUGGGUCCCUCUCCACAGUCCCUCUACAGCCCAACCCUCUGGGCCCCCCACACCCCUUGGUCUGGAUUGUCAAAGAUUUGUGA